CUUCAUUCGAGGAAGAAUAACAAUGGAGACAUGUAGGUAUACCAGCAACCGUCUCUCGGACAAAUCAUGGACAAAAACCCUGGUAUAAUUAAGUGUAGUUAUAAAUGUACAAUAUAUAGGUAUUUCAGGUGUCUCGCGAGGCUGGGAUGAAUGAUAAUGAGAUCGAUAUUACGUCGCUGAUGCCUACAGGACCGUUUGGCUUAUUGGUCAUGGACAUUUAUGGAAAUGUAAGCCUUGUAUUAACGUAAUCCAGGUCAGUUCUUAAACUACAAUAAGAACACGUAUAUUUGAGGUUCUUCCGUAUUUGGUAUUCGCUUGCGAUACCUGCAUAUUCAUCAUCAUCAUCACUCCUCAUUUGCAUACUGUCUACUUUCGCUUCCUCAUAUGGGAGUUGAUCAACUUGAUCACUUUCUGUCACAACCAUGACCAACAGCGUCGACGAUCAAACGCCUGUUUCGCGAAAAGACGUGUUCUCUAAGUAUUUACAGUACUAUGACAAAGUUUGUUGCGAAGGCAAUCUGACAGUGUGCUCAGAGACUCAGGUGACAGAUGAAGCCGGACGCGUGCUGCUGUUAGCGGAGGAAGAGCCGCGGAAGAGACUCCACGCGCUGGACUUCUAUGAGACUCUCUUUAAGUGCGCGCAGUACAGAGACUGCCACAGACGAGUCCACGACUUCAAAAAAGCUGCCGAGUUACUAGAGAUGUUCUGCGUCAACCUGUUUUUGUUUCCGUGGAAGAAAGAGAUUAAAACCUUAAAGACAUUUACAGGACACUUUGUCUAUUACAUCAAGCCAGUAUUGCCUUUUGCCAGAAGUAUUCUCCAGAUUAUUGGAUACUGCAUGGAAACAGACACUGAGUAUAGACUGUCAGACAGUUUUGAUCCAGACAAGGCCAAGAGUAUGGGAUUCGACCUUUUCCUUGCCCGGUUAGAGUGUGAGUAUCUUCUGGAGCUCAUGAACCAGAGAUCACAUGUGGAAUGUCUGGAGAUCAUCCGAAUGAGAGCUGCUCCUCUGACCUUCAGCGCUGGAGAAGUAGUUUCAGAACCUAUCAAUGACAUCUGUAAUCUAAACGAGGAUGUUUUUAAGGAUGAUGGGCACAUUGAAGGUGGCUCUCUGGUAAACCCAGAGGAAGAGGAGCGACAGGAGUCACUUAAAAGUCAUAACCCUCAUGAUCAGGAAGUCGACAAGUCUCAAGAUGCUUCUAUCUCUGAUGUCGAAAGACCGUCCAACUCAUUUAUGACUGAUGACAAGUCUAUCUUAGAGAUGCAGGAGAACUACCCAGACCUGGCCAUCCGACAAAAGCCCAUUUUCCGAAAGUCUCAGAGAUCUAUGCAGCCUCUCAAGGCCCAGGAGUGGGCUGGAUCCAGGGGCCACAAUGCGGGCCUGUUCCACGAGGCCAGUGCUGACAUGAGUGGCCCCCAAUCUAUAGCCAUACAUGCUGAGACCAUGCCAAGCCAAAGAAAACUACACAUUGCAAAUGCACUUGUAGAAGCCCAGCCCUCAGAUGACAAACCAUUGGUUCUUCAAGUUGAGAAGCUGUUGCAAGGACACAGCCGUGAAGGCUCGACAGAAGACUGCCUGGCUGAGCUCACUGAGCAAAUGGAGAAAAUGCAGAUGAAGGAACUCAGUGCAGAUGAACCUCUUAAAUACCCCAUAGAGGAGACUGCACAGGCCCAGCCAUGCAGUGGACCCAAUGACGUCAUCACAGCUCCACCCACAAAAUCCCCAGAUGGCAUGAGCCUGCCCAUCCUGUGCAGCCCAUCCCAGGAGCCUGUCUGCAACAUCACAGGUUGUGGGAGCUGUGCUGGGUCUGAUGACGCUCUUGCACAAGACAACCUCAUUAGAGAGCCUCCUCAGUCAAUCUACAUCCAUAGUGCACUGAGUGUGUGUACCCCAGUGUUUGGACCACCUACUGACCACAGUCAGACUGCUAAUGAGUGCUCAAACGGACACAAGAGUCCCACAACUCAGCAACCAGAAGACGACCUAGUCCAAACAUACGUGGUGAUUUAGAAACACAAAGUAUUCCUGUUUCUUCCUUAUAUCCAUGGCAGAGAUUUUAAAGUGUUCUAGAAUGUGGCAGUGCUACAAAAAUGUCUUUGUGCUAAUCAUGAUGUGCAAAGCAUUUUCAUUUAUAGAGAUUUUCUUGUUAAUGAAGCCCUGAUUUCGGAUUUGGUUUGGUGUCUUAAGAGUUUAUGAAGGUGACAGUAAGAAUGUAUGUGCCCUUUGUCUUCUUAACUUCUAUCAUAGCUGUUUGAAUUGAAUGAAGGUUUCUUGCUGCUAUAACUUUCAUGAAUCUGCUUGGAUCAAAAUGAUUAUUAGAGCUUGAUUUUCUAGAUACUGUGCCUUAUGAAAUGUAGAGACAGAUAAAUGUGCACUUACUUGUCUUAAUGGAACAUUUGUUUCUGCUGGGAUGUCUAACCUUGUAUUAAUGGGGUAAUAUACAGUAAGUGUUACAAAACGGUGUUUGGGGCUUCAUUUAUAAAACAUACAUAUGCACAGAUUUGAUCUUAAAGAGGUAAAAUUCAUGCCAACGUUAAGUUUUUAAAAAAAAUGGUCUUUCACAUGGAAAGGUGCUUAGUGCCACGCCAGGUUCUAAGCAGGUGUACAAACAUUUUUUUUCUUAAAGCAGAAUUAAAGUAAAAUAUUCUUGUCACUGACCAUUCUCAAGUAAAGGAUUUAGACGUUGACUGGUGCACUUUAAUAUGCAAAUGACAUUAAUUAGGGGGCAUCUACAAGACAGAAAAACUAAAUUCAAGAUAAUUUGUGAAUUGUGUGAAUCGCACGUACGCACAUUUGAGAAAUAAUCUUAGAUCAAACGUAGGUUUCUACACAAAAUUUUAUAAAUGAGGCCCCUGGGGCAUCUAUAUUAUACUACCUGUUAUUUAAAGUAAUAAGGUGCAAACAAUUGUUGUAUUUAUUGUGCCAUACUACUGAGGCUACAGUGCAGCACAUCAUUACAAUGUAAUAAAAUCAAUAUUUUCAAAUCAUUUUUUCAGUUUAUUUAAAACAAUGCCUUAUGCAGUAGAAAUUACAUUGGUCACAGUAACACCUUCAGUAACAAAAACUGACUGCAGUACCUGUAUUUGAUAGUGACACUGUCUGCAAGUGGGAGGAUGAACAACUCGUGAAAAUAAAAGAAUCUUUAAGACUAUAACUUCACUAUAAAAUGCAAGACUAAAUCACAUACAGUAUAUUUGCACGGUCUGGAAUUGGCAUUCUGAAUUUAAAAUGUCCGCAGACAUUUAAAAAAUAAAAAUAAAAAAUGGAAAUGUUUCCAAGUGCAGUAGUUUUAGAUAAUAUGGAAUGAUUCCAUAAACAAGACUGAAAAUAAAAAGACUAUGUCUCUUGUUAAGUGCUUAAACAAGUUUACAAUGACUGCAAAUACAAAUACAAAAUAAUAAU
Messenger RNA from Onychostoma macrolepis, 3404 nucleotides. RefSeq lists its product as uncharacterized. Lineage: Eukaryota; Metazoa; Chordata; Actinopteri; Cypriniformes; Cyprinidae. The record is from RefSeq and is a predicted model, not a curated record. The transcript is spliced from 2 exons. Gene Ontology annotation, cellular component: cytoplasm. Bases 423 to 2012 code for a protein of 529 amino acids.